This is a messenger RNA of Corticium candelabrum, 721 nucleotides long. Its product is annotated as H(+)/Cl(-) exchange transporter 7-like. Gene Ontology annotation, cellular component: membrane. The transcript has 6 exons. The coding region runs from base 94 to 396 and encodes 100 amino acids. Gene Ontology annotation, biological process: chloride transport; transmembrane transport. The record is from RefSeq and is a predicted model, not a curated record. Gene Ontology annotation, molecular function: voltage-gated chloride channel activity. NCBI's taxonomy places the organism in Eukaryota, Metazoa, Porifera, Homoscleromorpha, Homosclerophorida, Plakinidae.
AUUGUCUGAGUAUCUCAUUGUCUUGUGUUGGUACAGUAACUAAACAUUAGUUAUUGUGUACAGAAAGCUGGUAAGAAGGCGUUUGUAAGAUGGAUGAUGUGCUUCUUCAUUGGUGGAUUGAUUUCUGUGAUUUAUCGUGGAGUUAGCUACGUGGUCCGACUAUUCACAUUGGUUCACUUCUUGGCGCUUUGCAAGACAGGCAUACACAUCAUGCGCUUUGUUGUGUGUUUUAUCCUUCGAAGUAUUGUUGUUGUUUGCAAGCGAUUCAACAUUUUCCGAAGUCUCCAGAGAUUAAUGACGAACGACAAAGAUGAGAGAGACUUUGUUUCUAAUGGAGCUGCUGGAGGUAUCGCUGCUGCUUUUCAUGCCCCAAUUGGAGGUCGUCGUACUCUAUAGGAAUUAUCUCGUGUAUCUAUUCGCCAACUGCUCGGUCCAUCAAGAAACGACAAAAUCAAUCAACUUCCCUUACCACCUUCACUCAGAAUGUACCUCAAAGACAUGUUCUACAGGUCACCUCCUGACAGUCGAUGACACAGUUCAUGUUGACCGAGUUUACUAUCGACGUCAAUUAUAUAAACAGUUGUACACAUGAGGAAUAUGGAUUAUGUUGUUGCUGAAUGAUAAUAGAUGGUAUUAUUGCUUUAUGAGAUUUGAGCGGUUUAUGAAUGUUUGCUGAUGUAAUGAGGUAUGUUUGAUAGAAAAACGUGAAUAUGGAGCUUGA